This is a messenger RNA of Plectropomus leopardus (leopard coralgrouper), 536 nucleotides long. The record is from RefSeq and is a predicted model, not a curated record. Lineage: Eukaryota; Metazoa; Chordata; Actinopteri; Perciformes; Serranidae.
GGGGGGGGCUGUUAGUAAUGUAAUUUUGUGUUUUUCAGCUCUGACCGUCUCUGUGGGACGAUGGCGAACCCUCUGAGGGCUGAAGUGGUCCGACUCUAUAAAAACCUCCUCCACCUCGGCCGGGAGUAUCCUAAAGGAGGCGACUACUUCAGGGACCGUCUGAGAGCCGCCUUCUCUAAAAACAAAAGCGUGCAGGACCCGGAGCAGAUCAAGGAGAUGAUCGCCCGUGGCGAGUACGUGGCCCGUGAGCUGGAGGCGCUCUACUACCUGAGGAAAUACAGAGCCAUGAAAAAACGCUACUACGAAGAGUGAAACAGAGACACUUGAGACUCAGCCGCUCAGUGCCGCUGCUUCCUCAUCACAAACACAUCAAUCAAUCAUCAGAGUUCACACCGUUUUAACAAAACUUCUCCAGGACUUCGCGGCACAUUUUGAAGACCAUAUGUUCUCUGAAACAACCGUCAGUGCUCCUCAUCAGUUCUUCAUCUUUAAAGAUUUUUAAAUCAAACUUUGAGGCUUUUUUUCUUUUAAAACGU